Molecule: messenger RNA, 831 nt
Organism: Nelumbo nucifera (sacred lotus)
Lineage: Eukaryota; Viridiplantae; Streptophyta; Magnoliopsida; Proteales; Nelumbonaceae
Source: RefSeq, a predicted model, not a curated record
AUGGAGAUCAAACAGUUACAGUCAUGCAGCAGGCUCUUAGGAACCUUCCUUGUGCUUUCCUUCUCCCUUGCAGCACUGGCAUCAGCGGAUUCGACGACCCUCGAGGCCUCAAUGACAGCUCGGUCGUCUCGGCGUGCAUUGAUAAGCACUCCAGCAGACGUAGUUCAGCAGUUUCUGAUGCCCCAUAACAGGGAACGUACCAAGCUGGGACUCCCGCCUCUGCAAUGGAGUGAGAAGCUUGCUAGCUAUGCUAGCUGGUGGGCGAACCAGAGGAAGGGAGACUGUGCUCUCAUCCAUUCCAACACCAACUACGGGGAGAACAUCUUCUGGGGCAGUGGGAAGGAUUGGAAACCUGCUGAUGCUGUUGAUGAAUGGGCCGCUGAGAAACAAUACUACGACUACAAGAUGAAUACAUGUGUUCAGCACCAGGACUGUUUGCACUACACACAGAUCAUCUGGAGGCAGAGCUUGUAUGUUGGUUGUGCUAGGGUGACUUGUGCGAGUGGAGACACAUUCAUCACUUGUAAUUAUGAUCCGCAUGGCAAUGUUAUAGGCCAGAAGCCCUUCUAAUAGCCUCUGUGGGUGCCUUUGAUGGUGGGAGUGAAAGUGGUGAUUGGUGCAAGCCACCCUUCUUGAUCCUACUGAAAAUUGAGGUAAUUGACAGACAGAGGUAGACAGCGAGCAUCUGGUGAGCAAAGAUGGAUCUUAGUGUUAGUGGGUCUCUGUUUUCUUUUGCAGAUCGGCUUUCUUCAUUGUAGCAAUCCAUUCAUUCACUGGUGGCCCCAGUAUAUAUAGUAUGCAUACGUGUAUAGAGUCUGUAGUUAAAUUUCA